UGGAGAGUUGAUGCGAGGCUCAGAUCCGCCUUCGGUCUCAAACCUGGCGCAGUUUAGGAGCCGUCGUCUACCGGGACUUCUUUGUUGUUUCUCUUAAACCCGCUUUGGGGGGCCAGCCCGAGAAUCUUAGAUUUGGAUGGUGUUUUUGGGCGGGUUGGUGGUGGUGGGGAGACAUUACGCAGGGAAACAGCAGGUGAGUCGACACCUGAGAGCAGCAGCUCUGCAGACUCCAGAGACCUCACCUCCGCCACCUGUUGACGCGACACCCAGCCUGCACAAACACGCACAGACAGGCAACACGGAGCCAUUUCCUAUGCGUAAAAGUGGCUGAAAGCGCGUCCUUUACGGUGGGAGCGGGGGGAAGUUCGGAUGGGUGACCGGUAACAGGUUACGGAGCCAGGUAUGGGGAACCAGGUGGACAGACUCUCACACCUAAGUUACGCAGAAGUUCCCACCGUGGACCCCAACGGCGCGGACGCGGACGACGGUCCGCGCAUCGGCGUCUCCUACAUCUUCUCCAACGACGACGACGAGCUGGAGGACGGAUGCGCGCUGGACGGCACGGAAAAGGACCCGAACCAGGAAGAGACGCACUACGACCAGCGCGACGAGGUGGAGUGCGCCGUCUUCCACCGGGACGAGUGCGUGUACGAGCGCAGCGCCAAGUGCGCCGGCCCGGAGGAGGUCUACUCCCCGGAGAACCUGCUCAACAAAUGCAAAGCCGGGGACCUGGUGGAGUUCGUGUCCUGCGGCCAGUACCCGCACUGGGCGGUGUACGUGGGGGACUUCCAGGUGGUGCACCUGCACAGAGCCCAGGUGAAGAGCAGCUUCCUCACGGACGCCAGUCGGGGCAGGAGGUGUCGGGUGGUGAAUGACCUGUACAGGUUCAAGGCGCUGCGGGCGGACGUGGUGGUGCAGAGCGCCAUGGAGCAGGUGGGGCUGAAGGACCAGGAGCUGAGCUGGAGGAACUCCGAGUGCUUCGCCGCCUGGUGCAGGUUCGGCAGGAGGGAGUUCAAGAUGGGUGGGGAGAUCCGGAUCGGGAAGCAGCCCUACAGGCUGAAGAUCUGCAUGUCGGACAAGCGCUCGCACAUGCUGGAGUUCCAGAGCUUGGAGGACGUGAUCAUGGAGAAGAGGAGGACGGAUCAGCUGGGCAGGACGGCCAUGCUCCAGGAGCUGGCCACACACCUGAGAGGAGAGGAGGAGAGGAAACAGCAGCCCGGAGCGGACUGACGGCUGCCCCUCCAACCUGCUCAACAUGCGUCUCAAGACUGAUUUAUGGUCUGCGUUAAAUCGACGCAAAAACUUACGCCGUACGUGCGCGUCGCCGCGCUACCCUAUACCGUAGGGUCUGCGUCGGUGUAACGCGGAACCAUAAAUCAGCCUUCAGCCGAACAGAACCUCCGGAAUCUACAACGAGACGAAUGUAUCUUGAGUCAUAACUGAGUCACUGAGGUCUACUGGACUUGGAUCUCAUAUUCUAUAUCCACUUGUGAGUUUUUGACCCAUGUUUUCACAAAUUUAUAAUAUAAUUGCCUUAAAGCCACAAUAAUGAGCAUCCCCACACUGGAAAAACUCAAAAUCUUACUAGGAAUAUUUGUCUUAUUUCUAGUUAAAAUGUCUAAUUUUUAGUAAAAAAAAAAUCUCAUUACACUUAAAACAAGAGUCACUACCAGAAAAAUAACUUAUUUGACAAUUUUCACCUGUUUCAAGUACAUUUUCACUUGAAAUAAGUAGAAAAAUCUGCCAGUGGGACAAGAUUUAUCUUCUCAUUACAAGCAAAAAAACCAUCAAUGGCAGAUUUUUCUACUUAUUUUAAGUGAAAAUCUACUUGAAACAGGUGAAAAUUGUUUUUUCCAUUGAUGAGUCUUGGUUUAGUUUAGUGUAAUGAGAUUCUUUUGACUAAAAAGAUUUUAACUAGAAAUAAGAAAAAUGUUCUUGUUAAGAUUUUGAGUUUUUGCAGUGCAGUAGCUCAAUGGCCUUAGAAAUUCACGUCAAUCAGCUGUGUAAAGUUUUGUAGGAGCUUAAAUGUGUCAUGAUUCUGUAAGUAGACUGAACAUUCCUCUAUUUAUAGUGUGCCUCAUUACUUGAUCCAAAUGGGGGUUCAUUUCAUCUCACAGCACACAGACGGCGAACUGUCAAGCAGGAUCUAGCAGGAUCCCCCUGCCUUUAGGGAUCAUUCUCACACCAGCACACGUGCACAUGUGAACUGCUGAGGAGUCUGUCUGUGUUACACUGGUCAAAGUGUGUAUGAAAUGUUCCAGAAGUUAAAGUAAACCGUAAAUAAUU
This is a messenger RNA of Cololabis saira (Pacific saury), 2286 nucleotides long. RefSeq names its product LRAT domain containing 2a (gene lratd2a). The transcript has a single exon. Lineage: Eukaryota; Metazoa; Chordata; Actinopteri; Beloniformes; Belonidae. The record is from RefSeq and is a predicted model, not a curated record. Bases 403 to 1230 code for a protein of 275 amino acids.